UUCUCGAGGAGUUGUGGAGAGAUUGGAUCGUGCAAAGUUUUUGAGAGAGAGAAUUUAUGUGAAGAGGGUGUGCUUAAGUGACUUCAGUAUCGCCACAGUUGAGUCAAUAGAUUUUUCCAGCGGAAAAUAACACAAAAUGGAUCCUAAUAAGCAACCUCUUAAUGGGCAAGGACGCUCUUCCUUGUUAGAGAUGAUGAAGCAAAGAGCACAAAUGCAACGAUCUCAAAGGUCGUCCCAUUCUCUAGAAACACCUAGUAUUUCAUCAGCUGAACAGACAUCAAGAUCAUCUGAAGGAUAUUCAUCUCAUGCUUCAAUAAAAGCAUGCGCUAACUAUAUAGAUUUGACAUUAGAGCAUGGAAGAGGUCGAUUUCAAUACGAAGUCAAAUUUUCGCCUGAUAUUGAUUCAAUAGGCUUACGUCGUAAACUACUUAAUCAACAUUUUGCUGCAUUAGGAAAAGGAAGAACAUUUGACGGAGCGUCACUUUAUGUACCACUAAAAUUGCCACAAGAUGUUUUUCACUAUAAAUCGGAACAUCCAAUGGAUGGUUCAACAGUAACUCUCACAAUCAUUUUCAAAAAGAAAGAAUCAAUGAGUAGUAGUGUUCAAUUUUUCAAUAUUUUGAUUAAUCGUAUGAUGCGAGCGCUUUGCUUAGUUCCUAUUGGUCGACAAAAUUUUAAUCCAAAAGGCGCGCACGUUCUGCCUCAACAUCGAUUAGAAGUGUGGCCUGGUUACGUGACUGCUGUACAUGAAUACGAAGGUGGUUUAAAAUUGUGUUUAGAUGCGAAACAUCGAGUGAUGCGAACAGAUACUGUGCGAGAUUUAAUAAGAGAGAUUUUCCAAAAAUCACAUCAUAAUUACCAAGAUGCUGUUAUAAACGAAAUAGUUGGUACAAGUGUACUAACGAGAUAUAAUAAUAAAACAUAUCGUAUAGAUGACAUCGAUUUUAAUAAAACACCAACAAACACGUUUUCUAAAAACGGCGAACAAAUAUCAUACAUCGAUUAUUAUCAGAAAAAUUGGAAUAUCGAGAUUCAAGAUUUACAACAACCUCUUUUAGUACAUCGUGAGACAGCUAGAUUACCAAGUGGCGAGAAAGAGGAAAGAACGAUUUAUUUAAUACCGGAAUUGAGCUAUGCAGCCGGUCUGACCGAUAGUGUUCGUAAUAAUCAUUACGUUAUGAAAGACCUAAGCGCAGUAACAAAAAUGUCGCCUAAUCAACGGCGAGAUGUGAUCAGGCAGUUUGUAGAAGAAGUCCAGAAGAAUGAUGUAACUCGAGAAAUAUUAGCAGUAUGGGGCUUGCGUUUAAGCCCUGAUUUAGUUCAAUUUACUGCAAGACGUCUAGAGCCUGAAACAAUACAUUUUGGAAAUAAUAAAAUUUAUAAGACGAAUGAAAAAGCAGACUGGAGUAAUGCUGCUGUAAAAAAUCCCGUGUUACGUACUCCUAAUUUGUCCACGUGGAAUAUUAUAUACUCUAUGAAGGACAAAGCUUGUGUAAAGGACUUCUUAGGACAUUUGGAAAAGGUUGCAACUGCAAUCAAUAUGCGAAUUAAUAGUCCAAAACAUAUUACUUUAAGAGAUGACAGAACUGAAACUUAUCUACGAGAAAUUCAAAAUAAUCUCACCGAUAAUCUCGAAUUAUUAGUCAUCGUAUUUCCAACCAACCGCACUGAUCGCUAUUCGGCAAUAAAAAAAUUAUGUUGUGUACAGAAAGCUAUACCAUCACAAGUCAUCAUUUCGAAAACAAUUUCUAAGCCUCCUAAAUUAAAAAGUAUCACAGAAAAGAUAGCACUUCAAAUCAAUUGCAAACUAGGAGGAGCACUGUGGACUCUCGCUUUGCCACUAAAAAAUUGUAUGAUAUGUGGUAUAGACGUUUAUCAUGCUGGUGUUGGAGGAGGUUCACGAAAAAGUGUUGCGGGAUUUAUUGCUAGUUUAGAUAGUCAAUUGACUAAAUGGCACAGUAGAAUUUGUAUGCAAGCCUCUAAGCAAGAACUAGUUGAUAUGCUACAAGUGUGCCUUACUUCAGCUAUUAAUGCAUUUCACAAGCAUAACGGAUGUAAUCCAGAGCGUAUAAUUAUAUAUCGUGAUGGGGUUGGUGAUGGAGAUUUAGAUUACGUAGAAAAUUACGAGGUAAAACAAUUGUUAGCGACGUUUAAUCGCAUAGCCCCGAAUUACAAACCGCAACUUAGUGUAAUUAUAGUUCAAAAACGCAUUAACACGCGGAUAUUCAUCAAAGGAAGGGAUGGUUUAAACAAUCCUGAACCUGGAACUAUUGUUGAUUCGUGUAUAACAAGGCGAAAUUAUUACGAUUUUUUCCUCGUGCCGCAAAAUGUGCGACAGGGUACAGUAACACCCACACAUUACAUCGUCAUUCAUGAUUCAUCAAAUAUGGAAACAGAUCACAUGCAACGAUUGACAUAUAAACUUUGUCAUUUAUACUAUAAUUGGCCCGGUACAAUACGUGUACCAGCUCCUUGUCAAUACGCACACAAACUUGUGUACCUGGUGGGACAAAAUCUUCUAGCUGAGCCACACCGAUCCUUUUCAGAUAUUUUGUUCUAUUUAUAACUUCAUCAUUAUCUAAUGUUACUUUUGUCUCACUCACCUUCUAUUUUUUUUUGUUCUCUUUAAAUGACGUAC
Trachymyrmex cornetzi is the source of this 2638-nucleotide messenger RNA. RefSeq names its product Argonaute 3 (gene AGO3). Gene Ontology annotation, molecular function: RNA binding; protein binding. The transcript has 11 exons. The record is from RefSeq and is a predicted model, not a curated record. Lineage: Eukaryota; Metazoa; Arthropoda; Insecta; Hymenoptera; Formicidae. The coding region runs from base 137 to 2566 and encodes 809 amino acids.